Messenger RNA from Leishmania braziliensis MHOM/BR/75/M2904, 8391 nucleotides. RefSeq lists its product as hypothetical. The record is from RefSeq and is a predicted model, not a curated record. NCBI's taxonomy places the organism in Eukaryota, Euglenozoa, Kinetoplastea, Trypanosomatida, Trypanosomatidae. Bases 1 to 8391 code for a protein of 2796 amino acids. The transcript has a single exon.
AUGGACAGUUGCCCCCGAAAUGAGAAGAGCAGCGUCGGGCGUGGUGACGGCGCUGCCGUCGCUGGUUCUCGUCCGGCUCAACUAAUGCGCCUGCCAGCUGCCCCUCUUAUGGGUGUAAACAACAACAGCCUCGAUAGCCAAAACAGCUCCUCAGGUUCAAAUAGGACCAACAGCAGCGCCAGCCGCAACGGCGUCAGUGUCGUUGUCGUGCAUGCCUGUCCUGAAGUUACCGGUGCUGCUGUCCCCGCGGUAGCUGGGAAGGCACUUCACAUGAAGUGGGGCAGCGGCAGCGGUAGUCACAUCGACUGCUUCCCCGUCCUGACAGAGCCCGCACGUUGCAGCGCCAACGUCGUCACCGUGGCAGAUGAAGAUGCCGUAGCGGUGAACUCUUCUUCUGGACAACGCGGCGGCACCACGGCCAUCUCGUUCUUGACGUCGUCCUCAACAGUGCCACGCAGCCGCAGCCCGGGGCCCCCUAGCGAGGACCCGAAAGACAACACCAAGGCGCCCGUCGUGCCCGCUGCACCUGUUGUCACUGUAGCUGAGGCGUCGUCGCUGCCGAUGCGUGGCACCCUCUCAGUCGUGUGCUCGUCGUCCAAAGCGCAUUUGGCCUUUACGCGCAGGAAAGGUUCCAGCUCGCUGCUUUCAGCCUCGCGCGUAGGGGCGCCCACGGCAUGGACCAUUAGAGACGGCCCCAGCGGGCAGCAGACGUCCAUCAUCGCGAAGGACAGUGCUGCUGCGUUGCAACCACACAUAUCGUAUCAUCAGUGGCACGUUAGCAGCGACGGCAGCGACGACGGCACCUCAUCGGAUGUGGCGGUGUUAGAGGGACGCGUGGGUGGCACCGUGAACCCGCGUCUGCAGAACACCAGCAGCAGAGCUGGGCUGAGCGCCAGCGGCGAUGGCAGGACGCAAUGCCACGCAUCUCCGACGCUCAAGGCACUGGACAUCCUUGACGUUGGCGAUUGUGAAGACGAAGAGGAUGGGGUGCGUGAGGGGGCCAUCUUCGUUGGCGGAUCAAGUCUGUUCGAACUAAGCCCACGGCGUCUCUCUGGUCACAGCAGCGACAGCAACACCAGGGGCAAUGCGGGAGCUCCUCGAGGUAGAAUUCCGCAUUCGCAAAGCCAACUGAGCCUUAGCUGUGCGUUGCUUCCGCAGACCGCACCCCUGCAGUCGGCUUUGUCUACGACGCCGAAGGGGCCUAUUACAUCAUCCAGCGCUGCGGGCCAGCGAGGGCUACUGACGCUGUUCGCUGGCCGGCGGUCUGUGCCAUCGCGAGCGACAGAGGCGCCUGCUGACCACAACGGCGACAAUGAGGAAUCGGCGGCGGCAACAGCGUGUACCGGUUUGCGGCUGAGUGAAGAUACCAGAAUGAGGAUCAUGUCGUCCUUUCCGGCCGCUUUCCCUGCCGAGCUCGGUGGCGUCAUGGGUACGAAGCACUUAAGUGGUCGGCUGCACGCGCAGUCCGGCGCACCGACGUCGAACCCGCAACUCGGGGAGACGGAGCGAGAACUGCAGCAGCACGAUGGCACCUCAGCGCCCACAACUUUCUCUCCACGCACAGCAACAGUUUCUUCUAGGACGGCUCGUGCUUCGUCGCCUGAUGGUGUCAGUGCGGUGAUCAGUGUCAAGAGCGCAGCAGCUGUCGAGACGAAACUUGCUGCCUCGAAGUACACGACACAGCACCGCGCCAUUUUAGUCCCGCCUGCGCCAGCAGCUCCAGACAGCUGCAUCAACCCACAUCUCUCCGCGUCUUCUUUUCACAGCGCCUCCCUCGAGUCUGAGGCAGGCCGGCUCCUUUGUUCCUCGGAGCCGAUGACCGGGCCGACGGCGUCCGCGGCGAGCAUGACGCAGCUGCCGAGCCGCAGCGCCACCGCCCUUCCACACGCUCUAGUGCCCGCAGCGCUGCAGACCCCAUUAGCGUACCAGUGCAGCCCUCACUUGCCCACGAAGACGGCCUUCUCCAUCUCUUCUGCUUCUCUGGCGUCACCACUCUUGCUAGGGAGAGAGGCUGCUGUCAACACCCCCACUGCCGGCGCAUCGCCGCCGCUCUCGCGGCCUCCGCGAUCUCCGUGCCACCUCGCUGACACGGCGGCGUCAUCUGCCCCGGCUGUAAGCGAUAUAGCCCUAGUCCAGUUGCCGGCACUGGCGGAUACUGCUUCAUCUUCGCCUGUUUCUUCUUCGUCCGGGGGCGGUAACAGGGCCCUGCUUAUUGCUGCCGGACGCCGGCGUCCGCUGGACGCGUUGGCGCUACCAAUCAAGUCAUCGUCAUUGCCGUUGAGGGUCACGCCGGGCGACUGGAGGUCAGUGUUGUCGGCUGGCACGUCGCGCAGCCGGGCUGGCCCCGUGGGGACGCAUAGGACGUCUUUAUCUUCUUCCGCACCAACAGAGGCAUCGGAUGUCCAUAUCACUACCCGGCUGAGACAGCGGCCGUGCGGUGUCAACGGAGAUGUUGUGUCGACACCGGGCGUGCUCCAACGAGCGCGCGUGUUUCCGUCUGUGCCACCACCGUCCUUGACAGCUGCGCUGCAGCUCUCCAUGGGCAGCACCAGCGGUAUCAGCUGCCUCGCAUCGUACGGCUCACGCCCGACGACGGCGAACACGCACGAGUUUCACAGCUGUGCUGAUGGAUUGUUGGGCGAUGCGGGUGGCACCAUUCCCGCUCACCACUUCAUGUCGGCCUCGCCGCUUACCUUCGGCGCAUCCACUACCCCGAAGCACCUCCUCCACGCUUCUACGAGCGAAGCAGCAGUAACAGCAACGACAGCGGAGUCAGUCGGUUCAUCUGCGGAUGUGUUCCGUGGCGCCGUCGCAGAGGUGGUGGUGGCAAACCACCGUCAAGACGAGUCGUCCGCACACCAUAACCUCACUGCCUCCACGGAAACCAGGCGAGCAGCACGAAAUCCUGCACAGAUCUGGGACACAGUGAGCUCACCGUCGAGCGGACAAGGCAAUAGUACCGGCGGCAGCAGCGGCAAUAGGGACCAGAGCUCUGGCACGGGGCGAUCGUCCUCUGGCCCAACGACACCAGCGCACGUUGUCGCGACGGACAGCAUGGAGUACCUCGACGUGAUUAGCGUAAUGAAGCCGCCUGCGUGCCAGCCCAUCGCGUACCUCUCGGCCGAGGAAAAGAGAGCGCUGCGCCGCCACUAUUACAAUUGCUUGGAGCAGCCGCAGCAGGUUGGCCGGCAGACAUCCUCGCACACGGCACAGAGUUGCAGCGGCAGCGAUGCAGGACGGCCGCAACUCACCUCUCUCGCCCUCAUGACCGUCUCUGCAAAGGAUGUUCUGUUGAGCACGCCGACUUCCGCCUAUUUGUGUAGCAACAGCGCAUCGGCAACGUCAUCGCAGCGGGGCGUCAUGUAUCGCGGAGAGAACUCCGUCAAGCCUCGCCGCACGUCGAGGAUGUCCUCUCGGACGGCUGUCGCUCGGCUUGUAGCGGGGUUGCGCCGUACUGUGAAGAGUGGCAUAUCUUCGAUGGUGAGGUCAUCCAGGAGGGCGGAUAUCAGCACAGACAGCGGCGCAACCGACAUCAUGAUGGGUGCCGCGCUCCGCGGCGAAGCUACCAAGACGAUUCUGUGUAGCGAUAACUCGACCUCCACCAACUCCCCAUUGCUAACGCGGGGCGGGACGCGGGAGGGGGCACCUACGUGGUCCUUCUCUCUGGUGAACCAGCGCAGCUUUGGUGGCCCGCAAACAACGGCUCACAUGGUUCCCCCUGAACCCAAUGCGGGUGCUGUUGUGGCGGCGAUGGCUUUACCGCUGCAACUCUCGUACUCACCGUCGUCACUCUCGCAGUCCUCCACUGUGCUGGUGCCGGUGCCCAUACCGACGGUCGUGAGCAGCACGGUCUGCGGUGGCAGUGACGCCGGUGCUGAUGUGGCGCUGGAUGGGUCCGCAGCUGUGAGGGAUAACGCGUGCCCACUUGGGGCGCCUCCGAUUUCUGCGGAACGCCAGCGGCAGAGACAGCGUGCGGCGCCCACGCUCGGCAACAGUGGACUCCGGGCGGAGGCCGUGGUGUGGUCCGAGGGGGAAUGGGUCGUCAUCGCCGACAAGGAGGCAUCUACAGCAAGCUGCAGCUGCAAGAUUGAGGGGGUCACAAGCGCAGCCGCCAAGGCUUUGGUCUCCACCGCCGAGGUCGCGUUACCGCUGUCGGUGGAGCACGAGGUCCACAAUGCUCAAUCGUCGUCGCGACUGCCCAUCGCCCCAUCAGUCCCAAGCUACGCCGGGUCCAGCAGUCAGACACUCUUCAGGAGCUGCGAGGCCGUUGCACUGCCCAGCGUAGUUCCUCUGCAUGUCAGCUGCAUCGCCAAAUCGCACGGCAGCAGCCGCAGCCGCGGAAGCUCACGUAAUUCAUCUAGAGGCGGGCCACUGCUCGCCGCCUUGGCCACCGCGCGGAGCUUGGCGAAGCGCCGAAAUUUACUCAAGGGGAGCCGCUGCUCUCUCCUGCGUGACGCAGGUAGUCGAGCAUCACCUGCCAAUCGCGCUGAUGACACACCCAACACCACGAGGGCCCCCACGCGUGUGGGUUUCUUGCCAUUGCCAUCGUCCGCCUCGUUAGCUGCCAAAGUAGGAAUAGCAGCAGCGCCGAGUGAGGUGCGUGGCGCUGACGAUAACGAUGCCAACAGCAGCUGUAGCAAUCCAUUACAUCUUCCGCCGUUGAACGCAACAACGGCCAGCAGCAGCCACAGCAACCACAGUGGCGCUGCUGCCGCCGCUUCUAACACGCAGCAGCAGCAGCGUAAGAGCUCGAGUGGAAGCCUACCGACACUGCGAUCAACUUUCGUAUGCGGCGUGCCAGACGAGAGAAUGCGCCAGGCGUGUGCCCUGCAGUGCGGACACCAAAAAUUGUGCAGCAGCGGAGACCCCGGCACUGCGACGAACAGCGUGGAUGCUUCACGGUCAUCAUCAUCGCAGACGUCGUCUCGUCACCCCCAAACGGGCGGAGGCAGGUUCUACACAUCUGCCACAGGGAAAGCGACAGAGGUGAGGGCGGUGGAGCCACUCUAUGCUGGACAAGGCCGGGAGGUGUACGACGUCUUCCAGAGCGGUGUGGGCGUCGUUGUGGCGAACGAUGCGACGGCUGCACCGCUGCCGUUGCUAGCCCGCUCGCUCGCGUUCGCGGCGCCACUGCCGGGAGUUGGGAGAUACGACACUUCUGGCAGCGGUUCAACGACGCCGCGGAGCACCAUUGCCCAUGCGGCCUCAGCGACGCCAUUCUUUCAUUCUGUGUUAGGCGACGAUGAUGGUGGGCGACAAACAGCUGAGGCGGCCUCCAGCAUCUUCAGGGAUGUGGAGAGAGCAGUUUGGCGCUGCCACAACAGCGCGAGCGUCGGCAGCGACGACCCGCGCACCCCCCGACACAAAUGGGUCUCUCACGCCACAGCUGCCUCUGGCUCGUCGACAUCGACGCCGGAUUGGCAGCUCCGUCGUCGCUCUUUCGCCUCCGGCCCCUUGCUGUCUCACACGUCCGCGGCGAAUAUGAUCGAUCUUUCCGCACCGCUCACCACAGCGCCAGUGGCGUCGUCCAGUGCCUCGGCGAUAUCGGCGUCUGGUUUCAGCUCUGCUGCUACCGCCUUGGUGACGUGCUCUACGCCUCCGCGAGUCCGGUAUGCCCCACCAUUCCCCAGCAGCGUCGCCGUGGCACCCCAGGGAGCGCUGAACUCCGUCAGCACCCUGGCUGCCGCGGCGGAGGGGAACAUCUUCCAGGUUACACCGCUGAGUAGGCGCUCCUUCGUGAGCGUCCUCUCCGGCAGCACUCCAUCACCGCCCGACGCAGCAGACGACAAGGACAAGAUAUCGUCCGCUCUGCCAGUCCCCGACGUGCUCACCUGCCCUACUUGCACGAAGACGGUUUCCAUGUUCCGACCGGGUAGCAGUCAGGUCAGUCGAUGGGCCUCAAAGCUGCGCGUCAUGGACUCGAGUGUCACCUCCCUCUCGAUGACGACAACAACAACUGAGUCGGCGCCAUCGCCGUCACUGCGCACGGCCCAGCGCUCCGGCAACUUCAGUGACGUUGCUGCCGAGGACUCAUCCUCGCUCUCACCUGUGCCUAAGUACGCAUCUACAGCAACUAGUACAGCGGGCAGCGCACGGUCACUUGCGCUGGCAUCACGGCUAUUGAGAAGUUCGCUUCAGCUCAACAGGCCAGCGGCUGACCGCGACGAUCCCUUAAGUGGCAUUGCCAGCCGUCAGCAGCUCAACGUUGGCAAUCACGACCAACCGCCGCACCACUCCUUCCACUUCGCUGCCGUCGCUCUGCCACAGGCACCGCAGCUGCGGAAUCUACUCAGGCCAGCUGCGGCAAGGCAGCCACCGUUUACAUCUGUGUUGGCGACCCCUAGCGCCAUCACCGCCUCGCUGUACAUUGGGAACUUGGCAGGUGUGAGCGGCGACGACGGCAGCUUCGAGAAUGGCGCCGUCCACGACCCUGCCAUGGUAGCUGCGAAGCGGGGCACAGCAUGUGGCGCCUUCUUGAACAGCUCUGCUGCACUGCCCAGUUUGAAGAGUUUGCACACAGGCAGCAACGGCAGCGGCAGUCCCGAAUUGGAUCAUCCACCUCCUGAGCACACCGGCAACUUCGGAGGUGGAAAGCUCGAUGUCUCUGCGACGCCGUCUCCCGUGAUGGAGCUCUCCCUUUCGAUCUUAUCGUCAUCAUCCUCCACAGACUCCACCGAGCCGGAGCGCCGAAGCAGCAGGAGUAGUGGCGGAAAUAUUGGCGUUAGCGAGGGUGCGGCGAGUCGGGCAUCCAUAGCGACAACGACCGGCUCAUCAAUCAGUGCUGUCGAUAGCGGGGAUGAUGAUGGUGCUACGAGCGCAAACUCCGCUACCCCUCUACCAGCGGCUAUGGUGGCACCUGGUGCGAACUACUCGCCGCCACCGCUCUCGUGUGAUGCGGCGCCGGCGCUGUUUCAUCUUUCGAGUCUGUUUCUCUUUCACCAGCUCAAUGGGAGCCUUACUAGCGGCGGCAUCCCAGCGCUCAUGCUGGACGACAGCGAGCCGAGAUCGCCGCUGAAGCCACCGCCACGACCACGGAGUGAGACAGGGGUUCCGUGGCCCACCGGCCUCUGCGCCGCAACUGGGCGCGGCACCCCCGUGUCGCAACAACAACAGAAGCAAAGGCCCAGUGCUCUGCCGAUCCCGGCUCCGCCUGACCCACUAGUGCGGACCUCAGGGGCCUUGUCCCCCGCCGGUGCGACCGCAUUCAUUCCUUCCCCACUCCCAACAACGACACUCCGAUGUGGCGUACAUUCGAUUGUGGGAAGAACAGUGCCAGGCGGAGCGUACUCCGUGCCGCGCGGCGGGAACGGCGGCGCUGCUGGCACUGGCGCGAGCAGCUCGAAGACGACGAGUCACGACGGUUCAGAUAUUUCCUCUACAGCGGAGGUUGGGAUGUCGCCGUCCGGGGCAGCUUGGGUCUCAGGGAGCGUUCUGCUGUCCCACCACGCGCCCUCUCUCAGUCCUUGCCCAUCUCAGUCACCGCAACUGCUCGGUGCCAAGUGCGACCUGGGGACAGCUUUACUGUCGUGUGCCGCCUCUGGUAGUGACGCUGGCGGCGCGAGCGGCAGUCUUGUGGGCAGCCCCAGCGUGCGUAGGUCAUCUGAGUUCCCCAGUGGCACGCUUGGGUCGCUUCUCUAUAUUCCCCCUGAGCUGCGCUGCGGGCCGCAGUGGCGCCAUCUAAAGCAGCACUUGGGAGGCCCCAACAGCGCCUCCCCGCUCUCCUCACCGGCGACCACGCCACGCCACAGCGACCGCAGGUCCUCGCAUAAACCAAUGGCGCCGUCCUUCUCUCCAUUGCCGGCGGUCCUCGCUGCCGUACAAGGAGUAGACACCGAUGCAAAGCCGACGACACACACCUCCUCGCUGCGGCCGUCCGGUGAGCGUCCUCUCUCGCCAACGGCGGCGGUGGCGGCAGGGUGGCGGUGCGCCGGUGAUGGUGUAAUAACAGACUCGACUGAGGAGCAGCGCUUCUCGCGACUGCUUCAGGUGAAUAGCGACUACAAGACGCUUGUUUCUCAUAGGAUGAACACGCAGCCUCUCAACAAUGACGUGAACGAGUUCUCUAUCGUUUCUACUGUGAGCAACGCGACCGUGACGACGGCGCUUCCAGAGUGGCCAAGCAAGAACAACACCGGCAACUCUGCGAUGACGCCCCGGAACUCGAGCGCACACGAGAGCAGCGCGCGGCCAACCACUACAGUUGCAGCCGGGGCCGCGGUGGGCGCGCGCCUGUCGUAUACACGCAGGCCCAAUGCGUUACACGGCAGCCAGUGGGAUGGGGCGAACAGGAAUACUGUUGCCGCGACGGCGACUGCGCAUGUCAGUUUACCACCGCGGGUGCUGCCACCCCCCCCCCCCCCCCCCCACACGAGCGACAUUCAGCGGAGGUGA